AUGCAACGUGUAUGUUUUUGUAAAACAGUUUCUUUAUUUAAUCAUGUUUUACAACCAAGUCAAGCAAUAGCACUUUUUUAUCAAUCAUUCAUAUUUUCAUUAAAAAAUCUUGCACUUAUUCGAUGGAUUAGUUCAACAAUUGAUAUACCAACUGGUUUACAAUUACUUAUGAUUGAUAUUAAUGGCAAUGUUACAAUUGAUGAUGACUUAUUUUAUAAACAAAUUUUAAAAUGGAUAAGUCGAAUUGUAUUACGAUCAGCAAGUGAUUGUUCAAUAUCAUCAAAGUCAGAUCGUUCAAUAGACUUUGAAUUCUUCAAUGAUUUUCUUAAACAAUUUCAUACAUGUACAAAUGAUGAUCGAUCAGCAUUGUCAGAUGAUGAUGAAGGAAUUAGUAGUGAUGAUCUUGAUGAUGAAGAUAUUAGUCGAAGAGCUAUUCAUAGAGCUUUAAUGGUACAUAUCGUUUGA
Molecule: messenger RNA, 465 nt
Organism: Adineta steineri
Lineage: Eukaryota; Metazoa; Rotifera; Eurotatoria; Adinetida; Adinetidae
Source: the annotation of a GenBank genome assembly